UUUUAUUUCAUGUCCAUCCUUUCCCUUUUCACCACUUCCAGCUCUUUCGACCCCUGAACAACAUGCCUAAUUUGGCACCAACCGUUCCAGACCAUGCUCAAGCAGUUAGGAGGACCAAGAACGACAACAGCGUUGACACUGCUCCAAAGAUGUCUCAAGACAUUGUCUUCUCGAUCCCGGAGCUUGUUCACUUAAUCGCCAACCACCUGGCAACACGCGAUCUCACGGCCCUCAUCCGUGUCAACCGUACCUGGAAUAGCAUUUGGGUUCCUUAUCUCUACCAAAGUCUAUACUUUUCCCUAUAUUAAACCAACGCCUAUCUAAAGAUCAGCAAAUAUGGCGAGCAUGUCAGGACUGGAACUAUCCUUAUCACAGCCAUCGGACUGUCAGAUGGCAUCUGUUGCGACCCUCAAGAACCUGGAGGACUUUUCCUGCUGCGUUAAUAGCAAAGCCCACAUCGACGAUAUUCUUUUGGUGCUCAGAGCUUACCGUCAGCUCAGGUCGUUGGUUCUGCAAAAGGUCAUCAUAGUAGAGGAGCUCAAGGACACCCGCGACGAGCAGGAGCCAGAAGAGAAGAAGGAGGAGCGCACUGGGUUGAUCAGGGUGGAUGACGAAGGUUGGAUGAACACAUCGCUUCGGUCGUUGACCUUGAGCACUGUGACAUGGGACUCUGAGGAUUCGAACACUACGCAUCCUCACUUUAGUCGUUUUUUUCAGCACCUUCCCAACCUCGAGUGCCUUAAACUCGACCAGAGGAGUAAUAUCAUCGCUCAGGCCUGGAGAGAUAUCUUCGAAAAUCGAACCAUCCUGCAGGGAACCAUACCAGAGUCCCAUGCUGCCACCAUCGAUCCCGACCAUUGCAUUGGAAGCAGCAUCAGGGACGACACUUCAGCGACGGGUGUGAUGGUGACGGUGGCGCGUAAAGACCAGGCUCUCACACAACUGACACGUAUGCCUCGAUCAGUCCAUGUAUCGCCAGGAAUAUCACACAGACUGGUUACCUUUGAUAUUGAAGGGUGUAUAUUAUUCAACAGCAUCAAUGCUUCUAUACUUCUGGAGAACUGCACGAUCUUGCGCAAAUUGAACUUGUUGGGCACGAUGGCGGGGACAAUCGAGCUCUUCAAGGGGAGUAAACCGUGGCCAUGCGCCAACGUGCUCGAGAACCUGUGUAUGGACAUCCAACCGCUCGAGUAUCAACCUCUGCAGUAUGGAAUGCCCGGGCAUCCGCUCAGGCUGUACACGUUCGGGGAAAUGCAGUCAAUUCGAGGACGGCUGUGUUCGUUCACAUCCCUAGUUGGUCUAAAGCUCCGGGGCGAAGCAUUAACGCUUGAUAUGAUCCAGGAUUUUUCAUUUGCGCCAAACCUUCGGGUAAUGCACCUAGGGUUCCCAAUGAGCGUGAACAACAUCGAUACACUUCAAGAGGUGGCUCUCAAGUACGGCCAAGCCCUGUUCCCGAACUGGAUGUGUCGUCUGAUAUCACUUACUCCUCCUGGCGUCUAGCCGUCGCGGUUACAGCUUAUCUCGAUGAAGAGAGUUUUAUGUUCCGAUGGCCAUGAUGAGCCCUAGAUUGGGAAGCUGUGAUACAUCCAUGUAAACGGACCAUCGAACUGAGAAGUCCAACUAGCCGAGCUUAACAAGUCGAAGACUCGAUAAGAUAUCUAAUCUAGCUUAGAACAAGAAUCAGACAGCCCUCUGUAAUCCAGGUUUGUUCUCUAUAGCUCAAACAAAAAGUGUGCAUGCACAUACGGCAUUCAGAGAUCGGGCUUGCUUCAUGUAACAAAAAGGAGGCGCUGUGCUGACAGUCUACGAGUCGCGGUACUUUGCCUACGCUCGAUCAAAAUAGCAGCUCCACAAAGAGACUCCUACACGUGAUAUCUUGAGCUGGGCUGCACUGUUC
Molecule: messenger RNA, 1897 nt
Organism: Gamsiella multidivaricata
Lineage: Eukaryota; Fungi; Mortierellomycota; Mortierellomycetes; Mortierellales; Mortierellaceae
Exons: 1
Coding region: 337-1500 (387 amino acids)
Source: RefSeq, a predicted model, not a curated record